ACCAGGCCUGGUGGAGCGGGGCGCCCGGCCGGGUGCGCCCCGCCGCCCAGUGAGCGCCCGGGCGGCGCGGCCCGGGCCGAGCCACCCACGCUGAGGCGGAGGAGGACGGGGACAAGGUACGUCUUGGGCUCUAGCACCCACUGCCAGCUUGAGCCCUGCCUCACUCUACUCCCUGGGGAUACCGCCCACUUUACCCUAACCCCCAAACUGGGACCGCGCGCCGGAGGAGGGGAAUAGGAGUGCAGCACCGCUGCUCUAGACGCUGGGUACCCCUGCCCACUGCCAGUGGGUGGCCCGGUGGGGGCCAGGGAGGGCGCAGGUUGGUGCCCUCCAUGCCCUUGGUUUUUUCCCCUGCCCCCUAACCCCCCUUCCAGGGCUUCUCAGUCCCUGAAGGUGGGAUGGGUGGGGCAGAAGGCAGGCUGCUGGGGCUGGGCUGGAGCUGGGAGUGCGUUAAUGAUUAAUAUUGGACACAGUGGCCAGAGCCCUAGGGGAGGAGGGGCAGGGAUCUCUCCUGUCUCCAUCAGCCCUUCCCAGAAAGGGGGUCAGAGCAGGAGCCGGAGACCAUAGUAAGGGAUGGAUCCCCUCUGCUGGGGGAAGGCCCUGACCUGUACCCCAGAGGAAGCAAAGCCACCAAAGAGAGGUUUGGGAGGGUAGGACAAACCCUGGCAUCCAGGAGGGGUCCUAUAGGAAAUCCCACAGUUCCUCUUUCCUAGCCCAGUGCCCAGGAAGGGGGUCCAGCUUGGUCUGCCCUGUUGGUGCCAGGCCAGCAUUUUGGUACCAGCACAGAGCACACUACAGACCGAGCCCUUCCCAGUGGGAACUGCCCUGCUCAGCUGCCCAGAGCCAGAGAGGUGAUGGGCACGUCUGGCUGCUGUAACCCACACCAGUGGGAAGGAAAGGGAGAGAGGGCAGCAGGCUUGACACCUGAUCCCUGGGCUGCUGCAGUGACAGGUGACAGGUGCCAUGAGAAUCCUUCAGAGGGCAGAGAGGUGUGGAGGACUGUCCAUUCCAGUUGAGAAAAUCCAACCUCUUCCUUUACUGACGGGGUGACCUGAGACCCAGAGAGAGUGAGGCUUGUCCAGGGCCACACAGGGGGCACAGGAGGGCAGUCCUGGACCAGAGCAGUCACUGUGUACGCACUGUUCCUUGUCCUGUGAAGGAGGCAUUACUACCUAUCCCCAUUAUCCAGAGGGGGAUACUGAGGCUCAGGGAGAUUCAGUGACUUGUCCAAGGUCACAUGGCUCAGAGGUAGCUGAGCUGACUCCAAAUCACAGGAGUCUUGCCCUGGCCCCCAUUUCAGGAUCCCAGCCCAACCCAUGACCUCUCUCUGCUCCUUUGGGGUCCUGCCUUCUUGGAUCUGCCUGGGCUGCCCCAAACCCUCAGCUCUGGACCCCUCCCCCUCGCCUCCCUGGCUCCCAGCUCCGCCUGACACUUCAGCGGGUGAGCAGGCUGCUACCCAGGGAGCAGAGACAACGAAGCCCUGUUCCCAGCUGCCACCUCAGCCUGCUUUAUUCCCUGCUUGCUCAGGCAGAGCCCUUCCUGAAGGAAGCUCCCUGUGGACAGAGAACGCCUGGUCCCCAUGCAUCCCCUUCCCUUAAUGGGUCUGAUGCCCUCUUGUCACCCAGCAAGGGAGGAGUGUGUCCCCAACAGCCCCUCCCACUGGGUUCUGAGGGACUGGGUGUGCCACCCAGUGAAAGAGGCAAUGAUUAACCUGAGAGAAUGAUGCACAAAUGGAAUUCUGGGCCUGGCUGCAGGCUCCUAAAGGGCUCCUUGCUUCACUUUGACUGGGUGUCUGAGAUGCUGCCACCGCAGAAGAAGCCCUGGGAGUCCAUGGCUAAGGGGCUGGUGCUGGGCGCGCUCUUUACCAGUUUCCUGCUGCUGGUGUACUCCUAUGCCGUGCCCCCGCUGCAUGCUGGCCUGGCCUCCACGACCCCAGAGGCCGCAGCGUCCUGCUCUCCGCCUGUGCUUGAGCCAGAGGCAGUGAACCGCGAAAACGGCUCGGCGGGAGAGUGCCAGCCGCGGCGCAACAUCGUGUUUUUGAAGACGCACAAGACGGCCAGCAGCACCCUGCUAAACAUCCUGUUCCGCUUCGGCCAGAAGCACCGGCUCAAGUUCGCCUUUCCCAACGGCCGCAACGACUUCGACUACCCGACCUUCUUCGCCCGCAGCCUGGUGCAGGACUACCGUCCCGGGGCCUGCUUCAACAUCAUUUGCAACCACAUGCGCUUCCACUACGACGAGGUGCGCGGCCUGGUGCCGCCCAACGCCAUCUUCAUCACAGUGCUCCGCGACCCCGCCCGCCUGUUCGAGUCCUCCUUCCACUACUUCGGGCCGGUGGUGCCCCUCACGUGGAAGCUCUCGGGCGGCGACAAGCUGGCCGAGUUCCUGCAAGACCCGGAUCGCUACUACGACCCCAACGGCUUCAAUGCCCACUACCUCCGAAACCUGCUCUUCUUCGACCUGGGCUAUGACAACAGCCUGGACCCCGGCAGCCCGCAGGUGCAGGAGCACAUCCUGGAGGUGGAGCGCCGCUUCCACCUGGUGCUCCUUCAGGAGUACUUCGACGAGUCGCUGGUGCUGCUGAAGGACCUGCUGUGCUGGGAGCUGGAGGACGUGCUCUACUUCAAGCUCAACGCCCGCCGCGACUCGCCAGUGCCGCGGCUCUCCGGGGAGAUGUACGGGCGCGCCACCGCCUGGAACAUGUUAGACGCCCACCUCUACCGCCACUUCAACGCCAGCUUCUGGCGCAAGGUGGAGGCCUUCGGGCAGGAGCGCAUGGCCCGCGAGGUGGCAGCCCUGCGCCAUGCCAAUGAGCGCAUGCGGACCAUCUGCAUCGACGGGGGCCACGCCGUGGACGCCGCCGCCAUCCAGGACGAGGCCAUGCAGCCCUGGCAGCCGCUGGGCGCCAAGUCCAUCUUGGGCUACAACCUCAAGAAGAGCAUCGGGCAGCGGCACGCGCAGCUCUGCCGGCGCAUGCUCACGCCUGAGAUCCAGUACCUGAUGGACCUCGGCGCCAACCUGUGGGUCACCAAGCUCUGGAAGUUCAUUCGCGAUUUCCUGCGGUGGUGACGUCCCACCGCCCAGCGGCUUGCCUGCCUGCUCGCUCCCUACGAAGGGGCUGAGCAGGACGCCGCUGGUGCUGGCCGCCCCCAGCCCCCUCCUGGUGCCACCUCGGACCCCGGGGUGAGGGGGGUGCUUCCUGGGGGGACGCAGCCAGCCAAGACUGGGCCCACGCACACAGAGAGGGCCUAACCGAUAUCAGUAUUUAACUAAUUAUACCGGUUUUUAUUAAACCCCUUUCCCUCCCCGAAAAAGAAUGUUCUAUUUCUGCCUCCCCUUAAAGGGGAGACCUCAGAAGUAAAGGAAUUUGAUGUUGUGUUUUUGUUAA
This is a messenger RNA of Chlorocebus sabaeus (green monkey), 3388 nucleotides long. The record is from RefSeq and is a predicted model, not a curated record. Lineage: Eukaryota; Metazoa; Chordata; Mammalia; Primates; Cercopithecidae.